This is a messenger RNA of Cyprinodon variegatus (sheepshead minnow), 1167 nucleotides long. RefSeq lists its product as uncharacterized. Lineage: Eukaryota; Metazoa; Chordata; Actinopteri; Cyprinodontiformes; Cyprinodontidae. The coding region runs from base 72 to 1001 and encodes 309 amino acids. The record is from RefSeq and is a predicted model, not a curated record. The transcript is spliced from 5 exons.
AAACAACCCAGAUACAUUACUAACCAGCCCGUUUAGGAGUCGGACCUGAAACGAGGAAAUUUGAAACAAAGAUGGGAUGUGCCAGCUCCUCAAACACUGCGGUCCACCCGCUGGUCAAGACGGGCCCCUGGAACCAGAAUGGAGCAGGUGGUAAACCCAGUCAACGCAGUGACUCCGCUGGGUCAAAGGGCACCAAGGACAGCGGGGUUGUGAUGGAAAACAGAGAGCUCCAGGUGUCAACUGGAGCAGUGCCUGAUGAACGGCCUCCUGAGUCCUCUGACAGACUCGGGGAACAUGAAGUUCACAGAGUUUUGCCAAAUGAUGCUGCUCCGAGAUUGCCGCAGGGUGACCUCUCAGGACAGGGGCGUCCCAAGUCCAGGGACUUAAUGGAAGAGCUGUGGACUCAGGGCAUCAUCCCAGUUCAGAGCUUAACGAAAGAGAAGGGAACUGCCUUCUGCAUCAUGCAUGAAUCCGUCACAAAGAGCCUUCCUGCCAGACUGGAGCCCCUGAAGGUCAAAAAGUCUCAAAAUUACAGCAGAAAAGAGCUUGAUGAGAAAAUGAGGCGUGCUGAGGAGAGACGCAAGGUCAAGCAAAAUGAGCUGAAGACACGUUUAACAACACGAGGUCGUAGACUUGCUCCGAUCUCCAACUUCGAGGAAGAUCCCGAUUCAGCCUUGACUCUUGUGGAGUUACAACCUCUUCCAGCAAUCAGCCAGUUCCCAGAAAAAAGAGAUGUGGGAGGAGAGUGGGUUAAAGAGGCUGCGGGACAUAGCAUGGAGAGGGACGAGGCAGAACAAAAUGGGAAAAACAGAAGGAGUGCAGCAGAGGAGAGAGGAGAGAGUGAGGAUGACUUAGAGAGAAGUGCAGAGGGAGGUGAGAUGGAGGAAGAGGAAGGGACUCUAGUAGAGGAACUCCGGCCAGGCGAGCUCCUCUCAGCCUCAGGGGAACUGGACAGUGAUUCUAGUUUUCAACAAGAAGACAACGACGACAAAAUAUUUUAGCUUAGUGCUAAAAGGAGUUCCCAAUCAGUCCUUCAGCGGAGACAAGAAAGAGGAAGAGAGCCAAAGGAUUUAAUUUGCACAUUCAGAGGGAAAUCAAAAAGAAUUCUCUUUAAACUGAGCUUUAAUGUACCUCAGUAAAGUUUAUCACAUUUGAUUAAAGAUGCUC